UUUCUGCAGUGUUAAAAAUACCCAGCAUUCCCCUUGUUGUUGCAUUCAAGGUUACGCUGGAUACAGAAGUAUGUGUGCAACACGUUGAGGAAGUCUCGCUGGACGAGGGCAAUGACCUGAAAGUCAAGCUGCAGCUGCACCGGAGCAAACAGGUGCUCACAUGUACGGCCGAGAGGAAGCUUCGAAUGCGUGUGAUGGGAUAUUAAAUCAAAAAGCAGCAAAAGACGAAUCAUAAGAGUCAUCUUGAGAACAUGGCGUGUAAACCAACACACGGGAACCUUUAUGCUUGAACGUACGAUCCAGAAGCAGAAUUACUCAAUUAAAUGUUAGUCAGGAGCCAAUGGCAUGUUGGAGAGGCGUUCAAGGGAUGGGGCUCAGUGCCACGUGCCAAGUGUACCAAGUACACACAGAACUUGAAUUGGACCCAAGUUGAAGUAAAUAAAUUCCCAUCUGAAGAAUUUGGAGUCACGUUUCCUUUUUGCCUGCAGGCUAACACGGUGAUCACCUGAGUGAGUAAAUAAGUCACGUUCUGUUAGUGGGGAUGCAGCCGUCCCGCAGGUGAAGUAUUUGCCCUGCCGAGGUCACCGGCCUUUUACGCAGCACAAACCGACAGGACACUUACCCUCAAACACACACACUCUGACCCCGAGGCCCGGCUAGUUCCGUCCAAUAAGAAGGCGGGACUCGCCGACGAGAGACUCAGUGUGCCGCCGCAACGAUCAGCCGGCCGACCACCGAAUGUCCGGCUGCGGGACUUAAGUAGGAGGACUUCAAGGAAGUUAAGAUUUCUGUUAGAAAGGAAAGGUGUAGAGGAGACAACAUGCCGAGUGGAUCUGUGAAAUUGCAAAGUAUAAAAAAACUGGGACAUGAAAACCACAGCUACGACUUCUCCAAUGAAGAACCAGCUGGCUCCAAGAAUGCCGCAACAAGUUCUAAGGGAGAUGGGAAAAACCAGGAAGAUGCAGAUCUACCUGCGAUACGGGUCGGCUUCUUCCAGCUGUUCCGCUUCGCCACGCGCAACGACGUGCUGAUGAUGGUGGUGGGCUCGCUGUGCGCCGUGGUGCACGGCUCGGCCCAGCCCCUCAUGCUGCUGGUGUUCGGCCUGCUCACCGACACCUUCAUCGAGUACGACAUCGAGCUCAACGAGCUGAAGGACGCCAGGAAGGAGUGCGUGAACAACACCAUCCAGUGGAAGAGGAACUACACGGCGGCGCCGUGGGACUGGAGCUUAAUGAACAAUUCAACGUGGGAGAUGCUCACGCCGCUGAGGAACAGGACAUGUGGGAUCCUCGACAUUGAACAUGAAAUGACCAAUUUUGCCUACUAUUAUGUUGGAAUUGCAGCGGCUGUGUUCCUGCUCGGGUACUUUCAGGUGGCGCUGUGGGUGGCGGCCGCCGCCAAGCAGAUACGAGUCAUCAGGAAAAUGUACUUCAGCAAAGUGAUGAGGAUGGAGAUCGGCUGGUUCGACUGCACCUCGGUGGGGGAGCUCAACACUCGCAUGUCAGACGACAUCAACAAGAUCAACGACGCCAUUGCGGACCAAGUUUCCAUGUUCCUGCAGCGCUUCACCACCUUCGUGUGCGGCUUCUGCAUCGGCUUCGUGAAAGGGUGGAAGCUGACGCUGGUCAUCGUCGCAGCGAGUCCACUGAUCGGUCUGGCAGCCGGUCUCAUGGCGAUGUUCGUGGCGAGGCUAACAGGCUUGGAGCUUCAGGCCUACGCCAAAGCCGGAGCCAUAGCCGACGAGGUCCUCUCCUCCAUCAGGACUGUGGCUGCUUUCGGUGGGGAGCAAAAAGAAGUGCAAAGGUACGACAGGAACCUGAUCUCAGCGCAGCGCUUGGGCAUCAGGAAGGGUCUGAUCAUGGGCUUCUUCACCGGAUACAUGUGGCUGAUCAUCUUUCUGUGCUACGGUCUGGGCUUCUGGUACGGCUCCAGUCUGGUGGUGGACACUGAGGAGUACUCACCAGGAACACUACUACAGGUGUUCUUCGGUGUUCUGAUAGCAGCCAUGAAUUUGGGGCAGGCCUCCCCAUGCCUGGAGGCAUUUGCUGCAGGCCGUGGAGCUGCCACCAUCAUCUUCGAGACCAUUGAAAAAGAGCCGGAGAUUGAUUGUCUAUCUGAGGCUGGAUACAAGCUCGACAAGGUCAAGGGAGAUAUUGAGUUUCACAAUGUGACCUUCCACUACCCCUCCAGACCUGAAGUCAAGAUCCUGGACCAGCUCAGCGUUCCAGUGAAGUCAGGGGAGACCACAGCCUUCGUCGGGCCGAGCGGAGCCGGGAAGAGUACCGCCAUCCAGCUCAUCCAGCGCUUCUACGACCCUAAAGAGGGCAUGGUGACCCUGGACGGCCAUGACAUCCGAGGACUGAACAUCCAAUGGCUGCGCUCGCUGAUUGGCAUCGUGGAGCAGGAGCCCGUGCUGUUUGCCACCACCAUUUCUGAGAACAUACGCUACGGUCGACCCGGCGUCUCAAAGGAAGACAUCAUUGCCGCCACAAAGCAGGCCAACGCCUACGACUUCAUCAUGGACCUGCCGCAGAAAUUCGACACCUUGGUGGGAGAGGGUGGAGGUCAGAUGAGCGGCGGCCAGAAGCAGCGUAUCGCCAUCGCCCGAGCACUGGUCAGGAACCCUCGCCUCCUGCUGCUGGACAUGGCAACCUCCGCCCUCGACAACGAGAGCGAGGCCUUGGUUCAAGAGGCUCUGGAUAAAGUACGCGUGGGCCGCACCACCAUCUCCAUCGCCCACCGCCUAUCCACCAUCAAGAACGCCGACGUGAUCGUGGGCUUCGAGCGCGGCCGCGCCGUGGAGCGGGGCAAGCACGGCGAGCUGCUGGAGAGGAAGGGCGUCUACUUCACGCUGGUCACGCUGCAGAGCCAGGGCGACGAGGCUCUGAACGAGAAGGCCCGGCAGAUGGCGGACAACGAAAAAGAGCCGGCGAGGCUGAAUCUCUCCAGAGCAGGCAGCUACCGGGCCAGUUUCAGAGCGUCUCUUCGCCAGCGUUCCCGAUCCCAGCUGUCCAAUCUGGUCCCGGAGUCUUCCGUCCCCAUGGUCGGAGAGCUCGGCCCCAGAGCCUACUCCGUGUCGCAGGCGGACAAAUUCUCGAACGCCGUCCCGGAGGACGAGGAGGAGCCAGUGGAGCCCGCUCCCGUCACCCGGAUCCUGAAGUACAACCUGCCCGAGUGGCCCUACAUGGUGUUUGGGUCCGUCGGUGCCGCCAUAAACGGAGGGGUCAACCCCGUCUACUCCCUGCUGUUCAGUCAAAUCCUGGCGACAUUCUCCAUCAUAGAUCCCGUGCUUCAGAGGAAGGAGAUCGAUGGCAUCUGCCUGUUCUUCGUCGUGGUCGGCGUGGUGUCUUUCUUCACCCAGAUGCUGCAGGGAUACGCGUUCUCCAAGUCCGGAGAGCUGCUGACCCGCAGGUUACGGCGGCUCGGCUUCCAGGCCAUGCUGGGCCAAGAGAUCGGCUGGUUCGAUGAUCACAAGAACAGCGCCGGAGCUCUGACAACCCGCCUGGCGACCGACGCCUCGCAAGUUCAAGGAGCCACGGGCUCGCAGAUCGGCAUGAUCGUCAACUCUCUGACCAACAUCGGCGUGGCCGUCAUCAUGUCCUUCUUCUUCAGCUGGAAGCUCACGAUGGUCAUCCUGUGCUUCCUGCCGUUCAUCGCCCUGUCGGGCGGCUUCCAGGCCAAGAUGCUCACGGGCUUCGCCAAGCAGGACAAGGAGGCGAUGGAGAUCGCCGGACAGAUUUCCGGUGAGGCGCUGAACAACAUCCGCACCAUCGCAGGCCUGGGCAAAGAGAGGCUGUUUGUGGACGCGUACGAGGCCCAGCUGGACGCGCCGUACGAAGCGGCCAUCAAGAAGGCCCACGUGUACGGGGCCUGCUACGGGUUCUCCCAGUGCGUCAUCUUUUUGACAAACUCCGCCUCCUACAGGUUCGGAGGGUACUUGGUGCAACAGGAGGGGCUCCACUUCAGCCUGGUGUUCAGGGUCAUCUCGGCCAUCAUCACCAGCGGCACGGCCCUCGGCAGAGCCUCCUCCUUCACGCCGGACUACGCCAAGGCCAAGAUCUCGGCGGCGCGUUUCUUCACGCUGCUGGACCGCGUGCCUCUGAUCAGCGUCUACAGCGACAAGGGAGACAAAUGGGAAAACUUCAAAGGGCACAUCGAGUUCAUUGACUGCAAGUUCACCUACCCCACCAGGCCCGACAUGCAGGUCCUGAAUGGGCUGAACGUGUCGGUGAAGCCGGGCCAGACGCUCGCCUUCGUGGGCAGCAGCGGCUGCGGGAAGAGCACCAGCGUGCAGCUGCUGGAGAGGUUCUACGACCCCGACCAGGGCCGAGUGCUGAUUGACGGCCACGACUCGACCCAGAUCAACGUGUCCUUCCUGCGCUCCAAGAUUGGCAUCGUGUCCCAGGAGCCCAUCUUGUUCGACUGCAGCAUCGAAGAGAACAUCAAGUACGGCGACAACUCGGGCGAUAUCGGCAUCGAUGAGGUCAUCUCGGCCGCCAAGAAGGCUCAGCUCCACGACUUCGUCGUGUCACUUCCGGAGAAAUACAACACAAACGUCGGCGCCCAGGGCUCUCAGCUGUCUCGCGGUCAGAAGCAGCGUAUCGCCAUCGCCAGGGCGAUCAUCCGCGACCCCAAGAUCCUGCUGCUGGACGAGGCCACGUCCGCCCUGGACACGGAGAGCGAGAAGACCGUGCAGGGCGCCCUGGACAAAGCCAGAGAGGGCCGGACGUGCAUCGUCAUCGCCCACCGCCUGUCCACCGUGCAGAACUCGGACAUCAUCGCCGUCAUGUCCAGGGGCUUCGUGAUCGAGAAGGGAUCGCACGACCAGCUCAUGGCGCUGAAGGGAGCCUACUACAAGCUGGUUACCACGGGAGCACCAAUCAGCUAACGUGCUCGGGGGCAGGAGGGGGAGGGGCCAAUCACAGCAAGGCGGCAAAGAGAAACGAGUGUCAGGAGCAAUGAGACCGAAUGCCAAUACACAGCGGAGGAAAUACGUCUUUGAUGAUGAGUUUGCCCGCUUGCAAAGAAAUGAACGAUCUUUCAUUUUAAGAGACAAAAACACACACAAGUUAUAUAUAUAUUUGCGUGUAAAAUAAGUAUUUGACUCAGCACCUGGUGGCAGCAGAGGUCCGACGUGUCUUUGUUGCCUCGGCCGUCUAUAUUUUGGGUCAUCGUCGUGCUGGAAGACCCGUUUCCAGUGACCUGGCUGAGGGAAGGAGGUCGUCGGCCUCGUGGCCUCGCCCGUCCUGUCCCCUGAGAAGAGAAACACUCCCAAUACAUCAUGUUUCCACCUCUUGCCAUGGGGGGGAUGGUGGUCUUUAUUAUGAAUCUAACCGGUCUGUGGGAGCCAUCAUUCUUGCUGCUUCAAAAACAUCACAGGCAAAUCCAUUUAUAACGUAUAUAUGAUGUGACUUUCUGGAUUUUGCUAAAAUUAUUCCGUCUCCCAGCUACCAUUAAAAUGAUAGAUCCUAAUUAUAGACCGGUCAUUUCUUUGUCAGUGGACUCAGGCAUCAAAUACUUAUUUUCCUUCACUGUACACCUCUUCACUCUUACAGUAUUUAUUUCACACACUUAAUUAGGGGGAAAGGAAGUGACUCAUUGCCUUCGGGUUGUGUUGGCAGUUGUCUAUACGCUUCAUUCAGGAGUGUAUCCCACAAUCCACCCCGGUCUACUGUUCAGAACCAGAGCUCUAACAAUACCCAACACACUUAAAGAAGAUCAAUUCCAUGCCUAAAUAUUAUUUAUAUUAUUUGUGUCCAAACACUUUGCAGUUAUACUUUUACACAUGGUUACUAUUUACUGUACGCUCACUGUAAUAAAGGGAAUAUAUUCUUCUUGAUGAGUGUGACCAGAAUAAUAUUGGUAUGUAUUAUAAUUAUAUAUGAAAUAUCAUUUUAUUAACAGUUUUGACAAAAUGCAAUAGUUCCAGAAAUAAGCCUUUUUGCUUUCUUGCCAAGCACUAGACGUAAAGAUUGAUACCUCACAUGCCUAUAUGCUAAAUAUGAAGCUAGAUCCAGUGGCUAGUUAGCUUAGCAUUAAAUCUGAAAUCAGGGUGAAACAGUGAGACCGGCUCAGUGAGCUCUGAAGCUCUCUAUCUAUACUAACAGUCAGGUUUCCCUCCCCAGUUUUGAUGCUAAGCUAACUAGCUGAUGCUAGCUAGCGUUCGGCUAAGCUAACCCUCUGCUGGCUCUAGCUUAAUGAUUAAUGUACAGACAUGAGUGGUAUCCAUCUACCCCGUCUAAUGCUCGGCAGGAGAGCAAAUUAUUUCCCCAAAUGUCAAAUCAUUCCUUCUUAUAAUUCGGGGACAGACACCAUUCAAAACUGUCACGCGCUUUUAGAUAAUUCCCUUUAACCGAUCAGAUGUAUUUCCUCCUCUCGGUUUCUCAUUGUGUGUCUUUUUUCUCCACCGUCAUCCGAUUGUGAAUUGAACGCCGUACGCGUCGUCUUAUGUUUUUUGUAGCUUUAUGUGGGAAUUGAAUAAAAACCAUCAAAGUG
Molecule: messenger RNA, 6495 nt
Organism: Pseudoliparis swirei
Lineage: Eukaryota; Metazoa; Chordata; Actinopteri; Perciformes; Liparidae
Gene: abcb11b
Product: ATP-binding cassette, sub-family B (MDR/TAP), member 11b
Exons: 29
Coding region: 821-4888 (1355 amino acids)
Biological process (GO): transmembrane transport
Cellular component (GO): membrane
Molecular function (GO): ATP binding; ATP hydrolysis activity; ABC-type transporter activity
Source: RefSeq, a predicted model, not a curated record